CUUUGCCGCCAAGAGCGCGGGGCGGGGGUUUCCCGGUUUGCGCCUUUGCCGCCGGUGCGGCCGGUUACCGCUGCCCGGCCCGAGGGGCUCCUGCGAGGGAGCGGCGGGCGGGCCGUGAGGCGAGGGGCCGGGGGUGAAACAGCGGCCCUGCCGUAACCACUUUAGAAAGUCCGAAUUCUGUGAAUUACGUUGAUUUCUUCAAAGUGCCGGCUCAGCCGCAGAUGACAAAACCCCACAAAAGUUCUCGGGUUUUGGAGGGAUUUUCAAACAGGUGCCGAAGUGGAGCGGUGCCAGGCGUUCGGCGGGCAGCUGCCUUGCAGAGGUGCCGGGGCGAGCCCUGCGGGCUCCAGAGCACCGCGGUAAGCCCAGCUGGUACUCCUCGUCACCGGGGCUAAUCCGUGCCCCGAUGCGCGCUGGAGCUCGCAGCGCCGGUCGGGAAGGCUUGACUUCAAGCCACGUCCUCGUCCUGGUCCCCUCUUCGCUCGCCCUGGGUCCGCGGCCACCAGAGACACACAGAGCACUAUGUCACUGGCAUCCUGGUUCAGGUGGAAUGAGCCCACAAGCCGCAUUUCCCAGAGGAGCCCCACAGAAAUGGUGGUUGAGACACUAAUGAUGGAGCUGAGCUGGCAGACCAAGCAGGCAGAGAAGCAGCAGCGAGAGCGGGAGAACGAGUAUCGCAAGAUCAAGACUGGGGUGGACUACGGCUGGCUGGUCAGCUAUCCAAAGCAGAGCUAUGAUAUCAGCCCGGGAGAACGGCUGCAGCUGGAGGAUAUGUGUACCAAAAUACAUCCUUCCUAUUGUGGGCCUGUCAUACUCAGAUUCCGGCAACUCGUUACUGAAUAUGAACCAGAAGUGCAGGAAGUAUCCCGGCUCUUCCGCUCCGUCCUGCAGGAAGCUGCUGAGAAGAUCAAAGAGGAGGAAGAGGCCAAGAAGCUUGCCAGGCAAUGGAACACAAAGAACAAAACCAGCCUCUCCUUAACAACGUUUAAAUCUCGGUCCAGGAUUUCCCCAUUCAUCAGUGACAUCAAGACCAUCUCUGAAGAUGUGGAACGGGGUACCCAGGCCACCAGGAGGGUCUGGAGCAUGCCAGAAUUUCGGAGCACCAAGGAUUACUGACUCUAUACUGAAUAAGGUUUUUAGACAGCAAUCUUUCAAAACCCCAGUUAACCCUUUUUUAGCUCUACUGUUUCUUCCUCGUUCCAGCUCUCUCUUCCUACCUGUCUCUCUUGGAAGCUGCAUCCAUAGUAGCUGCUGCUGAUGCCCGCAGUGUGUGACACAAUUUAUUACCAAACGUGCUAGCCUUUCCUUUAAUUUACUAGCUAUUCAGUAACCUUAAGGGCAAGGCUUGCUUACUAUCUCAUUUUUAUGAUUGCUUUCUUGUGGAAAAUGAAUUAGUUUUGCAAUGUCUGUCUUCUCCUCCACCCUCUCCCCACCCCAGCCUGGAUGUAGUUAUCUAUAAAAGCUUUUGGCCCAAGCUAGUGAGAGCUGCUGGCUGGUUCAAUCUUGCUGAAAGCAAGACAGACACUUACAUGAGUAAGGCUUGCAGGAUCAGGCCUGUGAAUUAAAGUUAGUAUCUGAUUUGGAACUGAACUUUCUUUUCUGGCUAAUAAACUUCCUUAGUGCUACAAGAAACUUCAUAGGUAACCUCAGCACUGCUCUUGAUCAGCUUUUUGCUGACAAUUCACAAUUUGACCCAAGUAGAAACAGACCCAAGCUUUUUGGGAUGAAAGACCAAUAUUAUUCCACAGCAACCAGUUUAUGCAUGCUCAGGUUUCUUGGGUGUUUUCUCUCUUGUGCAGGCAGAACUCCCUGAACCUUGCACCUUCAGAGUAGAUAGAAAUGUAACAACCUGCUGUACAGAUAUACAGGUGGAUACAUCAGUGCUGUGUCAAAUGCUGUUCUUGGUCCUCAGUGUUCUGUGUUGCUGAGGUAAGUGCUCUACCCCACAUCCCAGUAAUAAGUUAGCGGACUGAAAUUAAUGUCUACGGCUAAGCCUGAAAGAGUAGUAUAGUAUCAAUGUACAGAGAAGGGUGAAGAGAAUAAACGUUCAUCUGCAGGGCUCCUUGUUGCUGCAGUUGUUGAGACCAUUUUGCCAACCUGCUGCUGUGAGUAGCUGAAGAGCUCCGGCAGAUGUAGGCUUGUUCUCCGUCUUCUGUCGUGAGUGCUCAGAAGAGAGCAUUCCCAUAUCACAGGCCAGUGAGUCGAUACUAUUACAAAUGAAUCCUUAGUGCAAACUGAGUGGCUUGUAGGCCAGCACGGUUCUGCUGAGACCUUGAAGAAACCGGAAAAUGCUGCUAAGGAAAAGCUACCAGGGCCCUAACUCAGCAGCUGGAGGGAGAGCUCUUACCAACAAAGCAAAGAGAAUGGCACACUCUGAAAAUCAUGGGUCCUGCAGAGAAGCCAAGGGCUAGGAUGCCUUGGGGUGGCCAACAGGAGACGUGGAAGGAGGAGAGGGAUUUCCCUGUAUGACUGGCUUUUGGGGAAUCAUCCCAGCGAGGGUACAGCCUCCUGUAGGACCUUGUAGCUUUGUUGUUCUUUUGUCCGUUUCAGAGACUAUUCCGUGGGGAUCUCUGCAGCAGCAUGUGGGUACUACAGCCAAGAUAAAAGCCUUUGAAGCUGUGCCAACUCUGGGAAGAAUUCCAGUACAUGAAAUCUAUCCUAGAGUAGAAACGUGCAGUUUUUUUCGGAGAUGGGGGAGGGCAGCAUGAAACAGAGAUCAAAAUGAAACCCUUAAGAGCUCUUUAAGACUCUGGGAUUCUGGCUCUUCCUCUAUCCCCUCUGGGCUAAGAUUGAAGACAAGGCUUUCUGACUAGCACCGGGCUCUAGCUUCCAGUCACUUGGUAAACACAGCUGACAGGAACCCUCCUAGGGACAGAAAGCAGAAGCUCACUUCUAAUCAAAAGCUCAGGGCUUCCAAAUACAGCAUCCAGUUUGGGACAGGCUAUUUCAACUCUAGGUCAAUGAGGGAGAGUUUAAAGCCUUCUGACAAUCAGCUUGGUGUUUUUCAGCUGUAUGUCCUUGUGAAGUAAUGUGAUUGUGUAUGUGAAGUAAAAGCAAAGGCUUGGCAUACUUAGCAUAGCCCUAGAUGUCUAGAAGAUGUGGGAUCUCUAGCAAGGGAUCACCACAAUUUGCAGAAAAUUCUUGUUUGGAAUAAAGUUAACUAUAUUUUUUUUUAAUAUAUAUUUGCAAGCCACUGUAUGGUACUGAAGGCUGAGAUGAAUUCAUGAAAUUCAAGCUACAGCUCUGUAGUCAUUUUAUUUGCGCUCACGUUCUAUUUGACACCUUCAGUAUUGACUGUAUCGAUGCAAUAUUUGAUGGACUGCUGGGAGAGACAGGACACACUGACAUAAAGGUCUUUGUUACAGUACAGUGUCUGUAGUGUGCUCACUUUUUCUCAAGGAGAAUCAAGACUAAUUAACUUCCCUACACCAAUGUACAAAGCCAAGGAAGUCACCUGAAGGGUGUUCACACUAUCACAGCAGCCUAUGGUCAUACUCUGUCCUUCAUUAACAACCUCCAGCUAGCAGAUACCAUUCUCAUUUAACAGCCAGCAAAGGGAAACAAAUCUAACCUUUGGUCAAAGCCAUGUAUGUUAGGGAGGCCAGGCUGGGGCGGUGCCUGUGACAGCUGUUUUGGGUCAACUUACCUAUCAUUUCUAUUUCCAUAAUAAAAGGUAAUCCAAACUUUUAA
Messenger RNA from Falco peregrinus (peregrine falcon), 3690 nucleotides. RefSeq names its product RD3 regulator of GUCY2D (gene RD3). The transcript has 3 exons. The coding region runs from base 523 to 1116 and encodes 197 amino acids. Lineage: Eukaryota; Metazoa; Chordata; Aves; Falconiformes; Falconidae. The record is from RefSeq and is a predicted model, not a curated record.